This is a messenger RNA of Symbiodinium sp. CCMP2456, 297 nucleotides long. NCBI's taxonomy places the organism in Eukaryota, Dinophyceae, Suessiales, Symbiodiniaceae. The record is from the annotation of a GenBank genome assembly.
GACCGCAUCAGGCUGGAGGGGGACGACCAUGUCCACUUCCAGAACAAGUAUUCCCGCUUAGAGCAGCUGGUGUCGGCGGAGAAGGCUCGUUCUAAGGUGUCGGACGCCGAGAGAGAGGCUUUGCUCAACCGUGUCAUGUCAGAGCGCAACAACUUUGCGGCCGGUGACAUGGACUUGCUUGCGAUGGCCCAAUCCAUGGCGACGGGUGCGGGCAAGAGUGCCACGGCUUUCGACAACAAUCUGAUGAGAAUGGGUGACUUCUUGGAAGCUAUGCAGAAGGAGCCUUCAGAGCCGGAG